Messenger RNA from Pogona vitticeps (central bearded dragon), 632 nucleotides. The record is from RefSeq and is a predicted model, not a curated record. Lineage: Eukaryota; Metazoa; Chordata; Lepidosauria; Squamata; Agamidae.
AUGCUCCGGCCACGGGCCCUCGGACCGGCUGGCAAGACGCUUCCCACGGAGGGUGACCCUCAGCACGUCCUGGAGACUCGCCAGAGGGUCAAGGAAUGGAAUGAUUUCUACUUGUCCUUUAAGCUGAAAGGCAAAGGAGGCCGAGAGACCUGCUCUCUGGGCCUCUUGAGCCAGAGGUCUGGUCUUGGAGAGGGUCUCAAAGGGUCAUCUAGUCCAACCCGAGGCUGCAACCUAGAAUCGGUAAUCGGCACCUCGGAGGCACCCAUCAUCAUCGUGGGGAACAAGCGGGACCUUCAGAAAGGGAGGGUGAUCCCCCGCUGGAACGUCUCCAACCUGGUGAAGAAGACCUGGAAAUGCGGCUACAUCGAGUGUUCGGCCAAGUACAACUGGCACAUUCUCCUGCUCUUCAGCGAACUCCUCAAGAGCGUCGGCUGCGCCCGCUGCAAGCACGUGCACACCGCCAUCCGCUUCCAGGGGGCCCUGAGGAGGAACCGGUGCACCAUCAUGUGAGGCCCUCAUGACUGACACACACACACACACACCCCUUUGUAUGGGGAGGAUUUCCUUCAAUCCCUCCCGACCCUUGCCAUUUGUAUAUGGACCUUCUUGCAGUUCGAAAGAGCAGGGGAGCC